This is a messenger RNA of Rhodofomes roseus, 5221 nucleotides long. Its product is annotated as quinon protein alcohol dehydrogenase-like superfamily. Lineage: Eukaryota; Fungi; Basidiomycota; Agaricomycetes; Polyporales; Fomitopsidaceae. Bases 179 to 4987 code for a protein of 1602 amino acids. The record is from RefSeq and is a predicted model, not a curated record. The transcript has 8 exons. Gene Ontology annotation, biological process: cell surface receptor signaling pathway. Gene Ontology annotation, molecular function: protein binding.
CUUCAAUUUUUGUGUUCGUGUGCGCGUGCCACUGUACCGAGUGUCGAGUACAAGAGAACACCGCUCACCUGUACCUCGCUGCACGUACCAUCCUCGAAGUCCCCGCGCAGGUCUUCCUCUGACUCUCGUCGUCGCCUUUGCCUCUCCUGUGCAGUUUCGCUUUGCCAUCUCAACCACCAUGACUGAGAGGCGUAAUGGCCGAAAGAAGCGCUUUUUCGAUGUGUUCCGUCGACAUCAGUCCUCUACGCCCGCGCAAGCCCCGCGACCUGCGAGUCCGGCUUCGAUGGCAGAGGGAUCUCAUCGUCUCACAUCUCUCCUGGACUGGCCGCAUUCCUCGCCCUCCCUGCAAAUACCGAGGUCGCGAAGCCUAUCUUCAACUCGGAGAACAUCCACCUUGCAGGCAGUGCGCUCGCAAGCAGACUCGCUGCCCGGGCAUCCGGACGCCCGCUUCCUAGCGGGCACCUCCGAAUCUGAUGCUCUCAGCUCACGCGACCAGGCUGCCGAUCCAGGCGACGGCGUUGAACCUACUGCACCGUCUGAGUCCCCCAGUAGGAUGAUGGCAGGCCUAGCCAUCUUCAAAAGCGCACUGCAGAUCACGGAGAAGGUCGCCGAUGUAUUUACCCCUCUCAAGCUAGCUGUGGGAGGUCUGCUGGGAAUCCUCGAAUGGGUCGAGACGGUCGUUGACGUGGAUGAAAGCUUCGAGCACAUUGCAAACAAGGUUACCCUCAUGGCGGAGAUGGUUGAAGUAUAUCGGUCUAUGGACUCUCUACCCUCAGGCAGUCAAGACGAGAUGACGAAGUAUCUUGACAAGGUCGCGGAAACACUCGACGGAGUGAAGAAAAUCGUACAGAAGAAACAGGACCGCAAGAUUGUUAAACGCAUAGUGCUUGCGCCAGCCGACAAACAGGCGGUCGUAGAUCAGCUUCGUGAUGUGGACUCUGCCAUAGAGCUUUUCCUCGUGUCGGCUCAUGUGAAGCAGGUCAAGCUUCUGCGAGAUCAGCGUCAGAGCUUUCUCAUGAAGCAACUCGACGCGAUCGUAUCCGCGCGUCACAGUGCAGUUGAUAUCCCUUCCUGCACGAAGGAAACACGCAUUCAACUGCUGGACGAUAUCUGUGCGUGGGCAGCAUACAGGCAAGGCAAAGACACGGAUGCACGACCGAUAUUCAUCCUGAACGGAGCAGCCGGAACAGGCAAGAGCACCGUCGCAAAGACCGUGUGCGCUGCGCUGGAGGAAGGAGGCCGCCUCGGAGGCAGCUAUUUUUGUUCUCGCGGCGGGAAGGCUGGGCAGCGGGAUGUAAAGUCCAUCUUCCCCACACUUGCAUACACCCUAUCACAGCAUUCACCCGCAUUCGCCGCCGAAGUCGCUAAGGCUCUUGAGAAAGACCCAGAUGCCGCGAAAGCUGUGAUCAAGGAACAGUUCCGUGUCCUGAUCGCUAAACCCGCCGAGGUCGCAUUUACCACAGCAGACACGGCGCCGGUCGUUGUCAUCGAUGCUGUCGACGAACUGGAGUGGCCUCGCAGCAAUAACGGUCCUACACCGCACGAUCUCCUGGAUAUCAUCGUAGACCAGGCGCCUCAGCUGCAUCUCAAGUUCUUCGUAACCAGCCGACCGGAGGAUGGCCUAAGGGACAUGUUUGGGCCUCCCGACUCGGACUCGCGCAAGCAUGUGCGGCUUCAUGACAUCGACCGCCACGUCGUCGACGCCGACAUCCGAGGAUAUCUGACAGCAGAACUCGACACCGUUGGGGCAUUCAGAGAGGAUAUCAGCGCUCUUGCGGAUCGUUCUGAAGGCCUGUUCAUCUACGCGGCCACCGCAUGCAAAUACAUCAAAGCGCGUAACGUAUCAGUGCCUCAGGGAAGGCGGCUCCAAAUACUCAUCUCCUCACGUGCGAACGCCCCCACUGGUAUCGAUAAGAUGUACGAAUACAUCCUCGAGCAGGCUUUAGAGGCGGAGGGCACCGAGGCGGAGAUGGUUCUGCGGUGCUUACACGCCGUCCUCUGCGCGCGCAAUCCCCUCUCUGUCACCGAGGUCGCGCACUUGCUACGCCUCACUGACCCUGAAUACGUCCGCUGUGCACUGGUCGCUUUGCAUUCCGUCAUCAGCGUCCCCGACCGUGACGAUCUCCCAGUGACGACAUAUCAUGCUUCCUUCGCCGACUAUCUCAUUACGCGCACACGGUCUGGAUCGAAGCGAUGGGCUGCAGACACCGGAGCGACGCAUCGCGACCUCUUCCUCGGGUGUUUCGAGAUCAUGAACUCUAGCCUUCGCUUCAACGUGUCGGGUUGUGGCACAUCGUACGCUAGCAAUGCAAAGCAGCCGUCGCGUCAAGACCUCCCUUCGUAUCUUGUUUACGCGUGUCGAUUCUGGAUCGAACACCUGACCAUGUCGUCCAUCUCGGAGGAACAAGCGACUCAAGAUGUCUGUGCUUUCUUUGGAAAGCAGUUCCUAUACUGGCUGGAGGUGCUGAGUGUCUGUGAUCACGCAAAGGUAGCGUCGUUACUGGUCAAGAGGUUGGAGGUCUGGCUCCGGGACAAGCAAACCGAACCAAACGCGGACAGCACGGACGUGUUGGCACGAUGUCUGCGAAUUUUGCAGGAUGCGUAUGACUUCCUCAUUCGUUUCCGGAGACCGAUUCUCCACAGCGUCCCACACAUAUACAUCUCGGCUCUCGCGUUCACACCUCCGGAGUCGGAGAUCGGUCAAGCAUAUCUCGGUCUGCUCGAGCGUCGACUGAAGGUGGAUACUGCACGACAGCUCACACCGUUGCCCCUCCUUGACAUACACGAGCAUUCCCGGACAUUACAUAUGCAAUACCAUCGAGCACUAGCCUUCUCAGCUGACAGCAGGUGCAUCGUGUCUGCCGCAGAUUGCGACGUCUGCCGCUGGGAUGCAAGGACAGGGGAGUCAAUUGGCCAGCCGCAGCAGGGACCUGACAUUCCGCAUUCUCGCCUCGCGCUCUCACCGGACGGAUCUCGCGCUGUAUCCUGGUCCGAGAGUACUGGCUGUGUCUGGGACACUACAUUGGAUCACCCCAUUGGACGGUCGCUCAAAGUACCUACGGAUGCCACAUCCGUAAGCUUGGUUGUGUUCUCGCCCGAUGGCAAGUGCGUCGCCGCAGCCGGUAUCACAAUGGCGGAAGGCCGUGACUUUGUCAUUUGUAAAUGGGACGCAGCCACGGGUGACCCCAUCGGCCAACCGCUUGAACUGGCAGGAUCGGCGCUCAAAGGCGGGCUUUCAUUGAUUGCAUUCGCGCCCGAUUACAAGCGCAUCGCUGCGACAUAUCCCCGUGACAAUCUUGGCCUUGGAAAGUUGACCUUGUGGGACGCAGAGACUGGCGCUGCAAUUGUAGAAGAAUUCGCAGACGUGAAUUCAGCCGUCUUCUCACCAGACAGCGCAUUCGUUGUGUACGGGGAACUCGGGGGUGCUAUCCAUGCCAGGGACGCGGAGACUGGUGAUGCAAUCGGACAGCCGCUCAAUGGACACACAAUGACAGUAUGCUCGCUCGCAUUCUCGCUGGAUGGCAAGUUCAUUGCGUCCGGGUCGUUUGAUACCACGGUCCGCGUCUGGUCCUUCGAGCAUGGCAGACUUGCCGGUCAUCGGGUUCUGAAGGGACAUACAGCCUCCGUCGAAUCGGUCGUCUUCUCGCUGGAUGGUCACCUCCUUGCAUCCACCUCGUCUAACGGGGACAUCUGUAUCUGGGAUGCAGCCCAGAAUACUACGGGGCACACGAAUCCAAUUGGCGAGCGGUCCGGGCACAUUGACGUCGGCGUGGAGGUGGUCGCGUUCUCGCCGAACGGCAGACAGCUUGCAUCUGCAUCGCGAGACGGAACUGUUUGUAUCUGGGAUGCACAUACGGGCGCUGCAGUCGGAGAGCCGCUGCUGGGACUAGGUCACGACUGUGGCUGCUGGCCAGUAGCCAUCGCAUUCUUGGUGGAUGACAACAAGACCAAUCUGGUAUCUUGUUCAACUCGGACGGGUGUGCAUCGUGGCCCUGCAAUCAAUGUGUGGGACGUGGAGGCGGCGAUCAACCCUGGUGAAUGGUCACACAAGGGAUACUGGGGAAAGGAUGGCCGUGCAUGCGCGCUCUCGCCGGACGGAAAGCGGAUCGCACUUGGGUUGGAGAGGCAGGAGGAGUCGUCCAUUGAGAUUGUCGAAUCGGCGACGUGCGCCCACGUCGUGGACAUCGACAUGUCCUUGUCAGCUCCCUACGAGGGAGAUGCCCAAGCCGACUAUCGCGUGUUGAAAUCCGCCACGUUCUCGCUGGAUGGCAGGUUCAUUGCAGUCUGCUUCAACGAUGCCACCAUUCAGGUUUGGGAGACAGACACUGGUACCCGGUUUGCGCCGCCGCUCGAGGUAGACAAGUGGCGUGGGGGGAGCGUCGCGUUGUCACCCGAUGGCAAGCUCCUUGCGUAUCCAGACUCCCGCUCGGAGCAUCGUAAUGUUCGCAUUUGGAAUCCCCAAACCCAUAUCGAGCAGUCAUGUAUGGAACACACAGGCGUAGUCACGUCACUCGCGUUCUCGCCGAACGGGAAGCACGUCGCGUCCGCGUCGUGGGACGAUGCGGUUCGCGUCUGGGAUGUUCAGACGGGUGAUCUGGUCCUACCGCCUCUCAGAGGACACACACGUACAGUGUGGUCAGUCGCAUUCUCGCCGGACGCUCGGCACAUCGCAACCUGUGGACGCGACAAAAGUAUCCGUAUCUGGGACGUGACCGUUGGGGCAUCGCAUGCACCCCAGAUCGUGACUGGAUCCGACUCACCCUCCCUCAUCGAUCUCUGGGAGUCGCAUGGUGCGGGGUUCGAUAUGUCAUACAACGGAUGGAUCAUCGGCCCUCAGGAAGAGCUCUUUCUUUGGACCCCCCCUGAAUAUCGCACUGGCUUGUCGUGGCCUCGCAUGACUGCAGUCAUGGGCAUGCAUCCCGUUCGUCUCGACCUCCGCCAGUUCGCACAUGGCUCGACGUGGACAGAAUGUUGGAGUUCGGCGUGAAGUUGCAGACAUGAUGGUGUGUGCUAUGUCUGAGGACUCGGCCCUGCCGCUAUGAAGGACUGCAAAUUGGCGUAUUCGGCUGAAUGGGCUGAUGUGGAGGUGCUUACAUUACAACGCAUACACAUGUGUAUAUAGACCCCGAUCGAGAUGAUGCUGUGGUGGAAACAUGGAAGAUCUUGACCUUGAUUACGCGAUACCGCUCGCCCUCCUUUACGAGCAUACUUAUGUACGUUC